AUGACCCCAUCCAUGACCCUCUCUGAGCAGUACCCCCUCCCGGACAUCACAGACGAUGCACUGAAGACGGAAGUCUUCACUCACAAGUCUGAAAAGCGAAAGCUGCUCGUCAACCAAGAUCGGCUGGCAGUCUGGGCUGACAUUUACGGAUUGCCAUCUCGCCUCCAGGUCCAUUAUUCUGCGGAACUUCUCCUUCGUCAGAAUACGGCAACAAAGGCAAAGCUUUUCCAGGCUUAUGUUGGCGCGCUCUUCAUGCAGAGCGACAGGAAUUAUCGGACUGUCGAGGAUUGGUUCGGCCAAUUGGUCGAACAAGGCCUGGAGGACAUAGUGGCUUUCGAGAACGCAGCUAAUAGUUUAACUGAAAAGCUCCAGACUCUCAAGUUGAAGGGACCAGCCGAGGAGCACCAGCCCGCGCAAGUACCAUCGUCGCCUUCCCCAAGUACCUCGAGUACUUCGUCUUCAAACGCGUCUUACCAGAGUCAGCUCGGUUCUUUAGCACUUUUUAACCAGAUAUGUGCGCAGAGAAACAUCCACCCAGACUGGCAAUGCAAUAACAUGGGCAGCCCUCAUCGACCGACGCACAAAGCGACCGUGAGACUGUCUCCCACCUGUGAAAUUGUCGGGACGGGUGUCGGCGGCAAGAAACAAGAGGCCAAAGAAAAAGCAGCCGAAGAGGCCAUGGAGAAACUUGGCUGGAGCCAGGCCGAUUAG
Molecule: messenger RNA, 711 nt
Organism: Serendipita indica DSM 11827
Lineage: Eukaryota; Fungi; Basidiomycota; Agaricomycetes; Sebacinales; Serendipitaceae
Source: the annotation of a GenBank genome assembly